This is a messenger RNA of Melanaphis sacchari, 681 nucleotides long. RefSeq lists its product as uncharacterized. NCBI's taxonomy places the organism in Eukaryota, Metazoa, Arthropoda, Insecta, Hemiptera, Aphididae. Bases 212 to 592 code for a protein of 126 amino acids. The transcript has 3 exons. The record is from RefSeq and is a predicted model, not a curated record.
UCUAGUUGCACUACGACAGUUCCUGGCAAAACGAUUCAAACCUUCAACAGUGAAAGUAUUAUUUCGUUCUAUACCUACAAAGUGCAAAAUUCUUACCACCCGGUAUCAUAUUUUCCGAAAUUUUUGUUAUAUUUUUAGCCAGUGAUUAACAUCACCGAAGUUUCUCAACGACUUUUAAGUACCCAGACGCUCAAAAACUAUACAUCGUAACAUGUAUAUCAAACUUCUUUUCUUGGUGUUUACAAUCGUGGCAUAUACGUCGGCACGCCCUCAACAAUUGCCGUUAUCUCUAGUGCCACCCAUCCAACAGGGUUUUGUAGCACCACCACAAAACAACGCCAUAAAUCCUUCAAUAAACUCUAUCAACAAGCCAACCAAUCCUAUUGUAGUAGCCGCAUUUCAAAGGGAUGCUUUGUUGCCCCCGCACAUGCAAAAUGCAUUUUACAAGAACCCGAAGAUAGCAGAAAAUUUGGCUCAGAAUAGUUGGUUUGGCCCUGGCGAGCAACACGCUGUCAAUAGAGAAACGGAAAAGAUCCCUAGAGAGAAAAUCUUUCUCAUCCUAAAAAACGCAGGCCUAUUACCCCCACCUUGAUUCGACAUGAUAGGAUUAUUAUUAAUAUUUAAUAAAAUUUUAUUAUUACGCAUUAAAUUAACUGUAAAUUAAAAAUUGUUUUCGUAAUC